Molecule: messenger RNA, 309 nt
Organism: Stegodyphus dumicola
Lineage: Eukaryota; Metazoa; Arthropoda; Arachnida; Araneae; Eresidae
Gene: ND-B14.5B
Product: NADH dehydrogenase (ubiquinone) B14.5 B subunit
Biological process (GO): mitochondrial electron transport, NADH to ubiquinone
Cellular component (GO): respiratory chain complex I; mitochondrial inner membrane
Source: RefSeq, a predicted model, not a curated record
AUGCCUCCACCGAAAGAAAGUAUACUUUCAAAAGCCUUCUACCCUGUAGGUUGUGCUCUUGGAGGUAUUUCACUCCCAAUAGCUCAAAAUUAUUACAUUAAACGACCUUUUUAUACUGGAAUUCAUCGACACAUUGCACUCGGAUUAAUUGGUGCUGUGUUUGGUUAUUAUGUUGAUCGGUUUUUGGACAGAAAAUGGAUGGAAAGAGAUGCUGUCAUAAGACAUUAUGUAGAAUUACAUCCGGAAGAUUUCGUGCAGAAUAAACGAAAAUAUAAAGAAAUCUUUGAUGAAUGGAUUCCAGUCAGAUGA